Molecule: messenger RNA, 1005 nt
Organism: Rhizophagus irregularis DAOM 181602=DAOM 197198
Lineage: Eukaryota; Fungi; Glomeromycota; Glomeromycetes; Glomerales; Glomeraceae
Source: RefSeq, a predicted model, not a curated record
AAUCAUCUCAACAUGAAUUUAAAGAAAUCGAGGCUGAAGUAGUUCACGAAAAAGUUGAUGAUUCCCCAAUAAAAAUAGAGACAUCUCCAUCUCAACAUGAAUUUGAAGAAAUCGAGGCUGAAGUAAUUCAUGAAAACAAAUGUCUCUCUCUUAUCCCGUAUGAUGGAUCUUUAUUCUUUAACUCGUAUGAGAAAUCUUUAUUCUUUAAUUUGGCUGAGAAACAAGGAGGUUUGUAAUUUAUUAUGUUAUAUUAUUUUUUUUAUAUAUUUACUAAAAACGUAAUUUUAGAUAAUAUGGCCGAGCCAAAGAAAGAUGAGAUGGAAGACGUGAACAUAGAUUAUCCGCGAACUUCUGAAAACGAAAUUACUAUUUCUGUUCACAAAGAAUUGGAAGCAAGAGUCGCCAUGUUAAAAGCCUUGCCGUCCCCCGAACGCAAGAGAAUUUUGGGGCUAACUCCUCGAAAAAUUAGUGAGGCUUCAAUUAAACAAACUAGUUCAUCAUCUGUUAACCGUUUUGCGAAAACGCACGAGAAAGCUUUUUCACAAAUGCCGUCAAUUAUGACGCAUUAUGCUGCUCAAAAAACAAAAAAAGCUGAAGAAAUUCAAGAUGAAAUCAAUAGGAAGCGCAAAGAUCUAGGUGGUAUGCAGCCAUUAAUUAAAAAGCGAAAAUUAGCAAAUAGUACUGCAAAGGAGGUCGCUAAGUCAUCAGUUCGUCUUGGUGGUAUGUCAUAUAUAUCUUUUAUUAUAGAAUUUAAUCUUGUAUAACUAAUAAUAUCUUCUUUAAUUGAAGUUACUCAACAUGUCUUAAAGAAGAAGACGAAAGAAGGUGUUGCAAAGAAACCAAAGCCAUCUUUAUUACCUAGAAGAGUGUCAGGAAUACAAAAGAAAAUGUCAAAAUGAUCGGCAAUUUAUUAGAAACCGGCUUAACAUUAAUGAUAAUGUAUGAAAAUCGUAUGAAACAUAUGAACAUCAAUAUGCAUGUAAAGUUUUAGUUGGUGGAAAAUUA